This is a messenger RNA of Acanthamoeba castellanii str. Neff, 4737 nucleotides long. Its product is annotated as serine/threonine protein kinase, putative. Gene Ontology annotation, molecular function: protein kinase activity; ATP binding. The coding region runs from base 1 to 4737 and encodes 1578 amino acids. The transcript is spliced from 22 exons. Gene Ontology annotation, biological process: intracellular signal transduction; cyclic nucleotide biosynthetic process; protein phosphorylation. Lineage: Eukaryota; Discosea; Longamoebia; Acanthamoebidae. The record is from RefSeq and is a predicted model, not a curated record.
AUGGGUUCUUCCUCAACCAUCGGCCUCCUUCUCCUGGCGUGUUCCCUCCUGUGCGGUGGCCUUCUGUGCCUCCCUGGCGCAACUGCCGACCAGCUUUACGGCGCCGGGUCGAGCUCCGUCGCAAGCCUGAUGGCAUCUUGGGCCGCAAACUAUCCCUACAACACUGAUAGCGUGAGCGUGGGGUAUACCUCAAACAGCUUUGAGGUCGCCCUGGCGAGCUACGGCUUGGGCCUUAUCGACUUCAUGAGCUUCUCGAGCCCGAUGGAGGACUCAGACCUGACCGCCGCCGGUUCCCUGCAAUUGCCUCUCGUAGGCGGCGCCAUUGUGGUGAGCUACAACCUCGACGGGUACCUCUCACCCGGACAAGACGUCCUGUUCCUCGACUGCGCCGCCCUUGCGGGCAUCUGGCUGGGUGACAUUACAAGGUGGGAUGACGACCGCAUCACGGCUCUCAACACGGCUGCGGUGGUGGCCAAGCUGCCGGCGCUGAACAUUACCCUUGCCCAACCCACGACCACCUCUCUGAGCACUGGCGCCGUCUUUGGGCGAGCGCUCUCCGCCGUCAGCGCCGACUUUGCUGCGGCCCUCACCGCUGCUGGAGGUCUGCUGGAAAACCUGCCCAACGGCGCGGCUGUCUACCCCAAUGCCAGUGCAGCCACUGCCGCGGUCAAGGCAACGGUGGGCAGUCUGACGUUCAGCACCUGGGCGCUGGCCAAAAGCGCGGACACUACCUAUGCCUCGAUGGUCAACGGGGCCGGGUCGCGGGUGGCAGCGUCGACAACGUCGGUGCAGGCCGCUAUGUACGAUUACCGAGCGGCCUUCGAUGCCGGCGCACUGAGCACGGACAUCUUCAACGGCAACGGCACCGCUACCUGGCCUUUGGCCUUCCUGGAGUACCUGGUGGUGCACAAGAACGUGAGCGUGCUAUCCUGCUCCUCGAUGCAGAAUCUGCUGCUCUUCUUCAGCUGGGUGCAGCUGAACGACUAUGCCAUCAGCCUCUCGAAUGCCCAGUACUUCCCGGCGCUCGUGACCAACCUCCAGAAGCUCUUCGUCGACGAGCUCGAGACUAUUGGAACCUCGUACCCCUCUUCCACCUUCUUGGUCAAGUACUACCAACAGACGACACAGGCCGCAGUCACCGAGAUGAUCGCUGAAGACAUUGACUUUGGCGUGACCGCAAGUACGUGGCAAUGCCUGACGUGGUGCUUUCCGGCGGUGGCCUCUCCGCUUGUGCCGGCCUACUACCUGCCGGAGCUCAUCGGGCAGCCACCGCUGGUGCUGAGCUUCAAAAUUCUUGCAGAUAUCUACCUGGCACACAUCAGCUCAUGGAAUGAUCCAGCCAUUGCCGCUCUGAAUCCGGGCGUGGUGCUCCCCGAUCAGCCGAUCAUGGUUAUCGUUCAGAAUGCUCGCUGUAUCGCAACGACCACCACCAACGUGCCGACUCUGCUCGCGUCCACUCCCUAUUCGUUCGCCUUCUGGUCCUACUACGCCGUCCUUCAGACACGCGUAACACAAGCCGCUUCGUUGAUCAACGUUGCUGGAACCUCGACUGCUGUGGCCUCAGCGCUGAAUGACUUUGGCGCGUCGACAAACUUCACCAAUCUCCUACUCGGCAGGGGCAACGAGAGCUGGCCCAUCGCCACAGUGAUCUCAAUCAUGGUCCUCCGGACACAGAUGCGCAACUGCGUCAAGGCUGCGGCCCUAGCCGACUGGAUCUAUUGGACCCAGAGUGCUGAUCUCUCCUCUCAGGUGGCCACCCACUUCGGGCAAACGGUGGCCAGCACCUCCUCCGUCAUGAAGAAGAUCGUGCUGAACUCGCUUGUCACGCUCACGUGUGACGGAGAAGCUGUGAGCAGCAUCUACGGAUGCGUGAAGGACGGCGUGCUCUGCGGGGAUGCAGGCACUUGCACGGACCAUGCCUGCGUGUGCAACGCUGGCAGAGAAGGCCAGUUUUGCGAGGAUGUCAUUUCCACAUCCAGCAGUACCGAUCUCACUCUUGCCAUCACUCUCGGAAUCGUCGUUCCGAUUGUGGUGCUCCUCUUCCUUCUUCUGCUCCUCUUUACCGUGUGCCUCCUCUUCUUCGUUCGUAAGUCGCGCGUGGUCGAUGACUGGUCGAUAAACUUUGAGGAGCUCGAACUCAUGGGCCUCCUCGGGUCCGGAGGCUACGGAGAGGUCUACAAGGCAGUCUGGAAGGGAACCGAGGUGGCUGUGAAGGUGAUGUCCUCCAAGGAUGUCUCCAAGGAGAUGGAACGGAACUUCAGGGAGGAGGUACGCGUUAUGACGGCAUUGAGGCAUCCCAAUGUGGUGCUGUUCAUGGCCGCCUGCACCAAGCCCCCCAAGAUGUGUAUCGUCAUGGAGUACAUGGCUCUCGGAUCUCUCUACGACCUGUUGCACAACGAGCUUGUGCCGGACAUCCCGUUCGCACUGACGUGCAAGAUAGCCUACCAGGCUGCUAAGGGCAUGCACUUCCUCCACUCGUCGGGCAUCGUGCACCGCGAUCUCAAGUCACUCAACCUGCUGCUCGACAACAAGUGGAACGUCAAGGUGGGCGACUUUGGCCUCACCAAGUUCAAGGGCCAGCUCGGUAAGAACGCUGCCAAGGAUAUUCAGGGCACCGUGCAGUGGCUCGCUCCCGAAGUGCUCCAGGAGUCGCCCGACGUUGAUUUCAUUUUGGCUGACGUCUACUCCUUCGGUAUCAUCCUCUACGAGACGCUAAGCCGCGAACAGCCCUACAUCGGCAUGUCACCGGCUGGUGUGGCCGUGGCGGUGAUCAGGGACAACCUGAGGCCUCAAAUCCCAGAGGACGCGCCUCCAGAGUACGCCCAGCUGGUGGCCGACUGCUGGCAUGUCGAUCCGACCAUUCGGCCGACUUUCCUGGAGAUCAUGAACCGCCUGGUCACCAUGUCGGGCUCCUCGCUCACCCAGUCCGGCCACUCAUCGUCGGUGUCGUCUUCGUCCGCGUCGAGCCACAAGAUGGGGAGCGCCUCGUCAUGGAGCCUCCCAUCGAAGUCCUACUCAUCGUCGUCGGGCCACAGCUCGGGGGCUUCCAAUUCCGGGGGCAAGGUCGCUCGUCUCGACGGGACGGAGCACGCCCCUCGCGGAGAGCUGGCGAUCGUGUUUUCGGACAUCACGUGCUCGGCCACGCUGUGGGAGUUCGACCCGAUCGCCAUGAGAGAUGCCACGAUACUGCACAACGACAUCGCCCGCGACCUGCUGAAGAAGCACGCCGGCUACGAGGUGAUCUCCUUCUCCAAAGACCGCAACUCGGGCGAGGGCUCCUUCUGCAUGGCCUUCCAGAACGUCGCCAAUGCGCUGGAGUGGUGCAUGGAGGUACAAGUCACUCUCCUUAACGCCUCCUGGCCGGAAGCCCUCAUCAAGCAUCCUGGCGCUGCCGAGGAAGGCGAUGAUAAGAUGCUGUUCCGGGGUCCGCGCGUGCGGAUGGGUGUGAACUUCGGGAGCCCCAAGAUCGUGCAGGACCCCAUGACGCGUCGUCUGGAGUACCUCGGGCCAGUGGUCAACUUUGCCGCCUUUUUGACGUCGCGCAGCCACGGCGGCCAGAUUCUCCUCUCCACGGCGGCCUACGAGAAAGCCCGAGAGACCGAACUGGGCAAGGAAAGGAAGCGCAUCAUCAACCUUGGCACCUUCGAGAUGCCUGACUCCACCCAAGGAGAGAGGCUUUACGAGUUGAAGGUCAGGAGCCUCGAAGGGCGGUUCUUCGGCGGGCUGGCGAUCGCUGAUGCAUCAUCGACCACCGGGACGGGGACCAGCAAUUCGGGGACCAACAGGGACACCACCAACGCCAGCGCGACGGACGACCGGGAUUGGUCGCUGAAGGAGGGCGACUGGAACAUGACGGUGGGGGACGGAAUGGCCUUCCAGGAGGACCACUUCCUCACCUCGGCCAAUCUCUGCCGGUGGAUCAUCAACUACGAGGACAUCCAGAUCGGCCAGCAGGUGGGCAUGGGCAGCUACGGCGUCGUGUACCAGGGCAAGUGGAAGGGCGUCUCGGUGGCCGUGAAGCGGUUCAUCAAGCAGAAGCUCGACGAACGCCGCAUGUUGGAGUUCAGGGCCGAGAUGGCCUUCUUGUCCCAGCUCCAUCAUCCCAACAUCGUCCUCUUCAUCGGCGCAUGCGUGAAGCGACCCAACUUGUGCAUCGUGACCGAGUACGUCCAGCAGGGAGCGCUCAAGGACAUCCUUCACAACCACUCGACGAAGCUCGUCUACCAGCAGAAGCUGCGCAUCCUCCAGAGUGCAGCCAUGGGCAUCAGCCACCUCCAUUCCCUCAGCCCGAUGAUUAUUCAUCGCGAUCUCAAGCCAUCCAAUCUGCUGGUGGAUGAGAACUGGAAUGUGAAGGUGGCCGAUUUCGGGUUCGCGCGCAUCAAGGAGGAGAACGCCACCAUGACCCGCUGCGGCACGCCCUGCUGGACCGCACCCGAGAUACUCCGCGGCGAGAAGUACUCUGAGUCCGCGGACGUUUACUCGUUCGGCAUCAUCAUGUGGGAGGUGCUGACGCGCAAGCAGCCCUACGCCGGACUCAACUUCAUGGGCGUGUCGCUUGAUGUGCUCGAAGGCCGUCGCCCAAUGAUUCCCUCCGAUUGUCCUUCCGACUACAAGAGAAUGAUGAAGAAGUGUUGGCACGCCAGUCCAGACAAGAGACCCUCAAUGGCGGACAUUGUUGGCUUCUUCGACCACCAGCUGAUGGGGGCGGCCAAGGUUUUGGGCGAUGAAACGGUGUAA